AUGGCAGACGAACGCAAUAUUUACGGGUACAAUCCCUCUUUACCUGCUGCGGUCAUCUUUAUUAUCUUGUUCGGUUCCUCGACGGCAUACCAUGGCUACCAGCUCGCCAAAGCCCGUUGUUGGUACUUCAUACCUUUCUUGAUCGGUGGAAUUCUCCAAAUUCUAGGAUACAUCUGUCGAGCCGCCUCGCAUGACAACUACUACGGAGUCACCCUUUACGCGCUACAAACAACAUUUAUCCUGAUCGCCCCUCCACUCUACGCGGCUUCGGUGUAUAUGAUCCUAGGACGGACGAUCACCUAUCUGCAUGCUGAGAAGUUGAGCUUGGUCCGAGUGGGUUGGAUGACCAAGUUCUUCGUGACGGGUGAUGUCAUCUCAUUCCUGAUGCAGUGUACUGGUGGUGGUCUUAUGUCGACGGGAGAUAACCACGACCUUGGCUCGAAUAUCACAAUUGGCGGCCUAAUCGUCCAGCUGCUCUUCUUUGGAUUCUUCGUCGUUGUGACCGGCGUCUUCCACUUCCGCAUUUCACGCAACCCUACUUCCAAAUCGCGAGCCGAUCGCGAGCUCAGUAGCGGCCAGGGCUUCAAGCAGCGCAACUGGUUCACUAUUAUCGUUGGCUUAUAUCUUGUCAGCUUUUUGAUUCUUGUUCGAUCGAUCUUCCGUCUGGUCGAAUAUAUUCAAGGAUAUGGUGGAUACAUCAUGACCCACGAGGUUUUCAUGUACAUCUUUGACGCAGUGUUGAUGUGGGCUGCAAUGGCUGUUGAGAACGUCUAUCACCCUGCUGAGAUUCUGGGGAAUGGCAAAGGCGACAGCGUCGGUGACGAGGAAACUAUGCAGUUAUAA
Messenger RNA from Penicillium salamii, 843 nucleotides. The record is from the annotation of a GenBank genome assembly. Lineage: Eukaryota; Fungi; Ascomycota; Eurotiomycetes; Eurotiales; Aspergillaceae.